AUGUCCGCCCCCAACCCCAAGGCCUUCCCCCUCGCCAACGCUCAGCUCACCAACCAGAUUCUGGAUGUUGUGCAGCAGGCUUCUCACUUCAAGCAGCUCAAGAAGGGUGCUAACGAGGCUACCAAGACACGUCCCGAAGAAGACAAGCAGCCCCAUGUUGGAUCGACGGUAUUCCCCAAAAACAACAAGCACGACGCGCUUUCUGUACACAGUCCCCCUCCUAAUGGCCGUGACGACUAA
Molecule: messenger RNA, 240 nt
Organism: Trichosporon asahii var. asahii CBS 2479
Lineage: Eukaryota; Fungi; Basidiomycota; Tremellomycetes; Trichosporonales; Trichosporonaceae
Exons: 3
Coding region: 1-240 (79 amino acids)
Cellular component (GO): nucleolus
Molecular function (GO): RNA binding
Source: RefSeq, a predicted model, not a curated record